This is a messenger RNA of Pteropus alecto (black flying fox), 4273 nucleotides long. RefSeq names its product zinc finger protein 792 (gene ZNF792). Lineage: Eukaryota; Metazoa; Chordata; Mammalia; Chiroptera; Pteropodidae. Bases 317 to 1804 code for a protein of 495 amino acids. Gene Ontology annotation, biological process: regulation of DNA-templated transcription. The record is from RefSeq and is a predicted model, not a curated record. The transcript is spliced from 4 exons.
UUCCUGCGUUUCGGCCCCGAAGUCAUUUCCCUGGCGGGUCUGUGCUCCCGGGGCCGUGGCGCGUUGCAGGCGUCUUUUCCGGACCAGGACCCUCCUCCGCGCCUUCGAACGAGCCUUGACCGCCGUGACGCGAGGUCCCCAGGGUCCGGACUGGCCGCGCGCUCUCCGCGGGCCCAGAGUGGGCGCCCCGGGCCCAGUGAGCCUUUUACACCCGGGAGACCGAGGCUAGGAGUGCGACCCCCAGCCCAGCUCACACCUCGCCCAGUGCAAAGCAAGUAGGUUGAGCCCACGACACCCGCCUCAGUCACCCGCCUCGAUGGCGGCGGCGUUGAGGCACCAGGCGCAGGUCUGUGUGACCUUUGAGGACGUGACCAUUUACUUCUCCCAGGAGGAGUGGGGACUCCUUGAUGAGGCUCAGAGACUCCUGUACUGCGACGUGAUGCUGGAGAACUUUGCACUGAUAGCCUCACUGGGACUUAUAUCUUUCAGGCCCCACAUAGUUGCCCAGCUGGAGAUGGGGGCAGAGCCCUGGGUGCCUGACAGAGUGGACAUGUCUUCAGCCAUGGCUAGAGGGGCAUAUAGUGGGCCUGGCUCUGACGCUUGCCGUGGAAUGGAGGGUAAGAAGUCACCUUCUGAGCAAAGUGUUUCUGUAGAAGGAGUGUCACAGGACAGGAAUCCCAAGGCAUCUCUAUCUACUCAGAAGGACUACCCCUGUGACAUGUGUGGCCUACACUUGAAAGACAUUUUGUAUCUGGCUGAACACCAGGCAACACAUCCCAGUCAGAAACCGUACAUGUAUGAGGCAAAUGGGAGAGAGUUUGAGUUCGGUGCAAACCUUCACCAGCAAAAGAUGCAGCAGGAUGUAGACAAGUCUAUCAGAAGGGAGGAGGGUAGGGCCUCCCCUGUGAAGAGCUGCAGAGAUGACACAUCUGAGAAACCUUUCGCAUUCAGCGAGGGUGGGAAGGACUUUGUGGCCACAUCUGGCUUUCUGCAGCAUCAGGUCCCUCACAAUGCAGAGGAGCCACAGCAGGGCACCGAAGCUGUGGAGGAUUUUCACACUGUGCAAAGUCAUAACAAAUGCAGUGAUGUUGGGAACACUUUCAGUAACAAACCCACACUUGAUCAACACCAGAGAACCCACCCUGGAGAAAGGCCUUAUGAGUGCAGCAAAUGUGGUAUGUUCUUUAGCCACACUGCUGGCCUCUUACAACACCAGAGAGAUCAUAAUAGAGGAAAGCCUUAUGAGUGCUGUGAAUGUGGGAAAUUCUUUAGCCAACACUACAGUCUCAUUAAACAUCAGAGAGUCCACACUGGAGAAAGGCCUUAUGAGUGCAGCGAAUGUGGGAAAUUCUUUAGCCAAAGCUCUAAUCUCAUUCAACAUAAGAGAGUUCACACUGGUGAACGGCCCUAUCAGUGCCCUGAAUGUGGGAAAUUCUUUAACCAAAGCUCCAGCCUCAAUAAUCAUCGGAGACUUCACACCAGUGAGCGGCCUUAUGAAUGCCUGGAAUGUGGGAAAACCUUCAGACAAAGGUCUAAUCUGAGACAGCACCAGAAGGUUCACAAACCAGACAGACCAUAUAAGUGCAGUGAAUGUGGAAAAGCCUUUAGCCAAAGGCCUACCCUCAUUCGGCAUCAUAAAAUUCACACUAGAGAAAGGAGUGCAGAGAAUGUGCUACCUCCUUCAAUUCAAGAACACACACUAGAGAGAAGCUCUGAGAGUAGUUUUUAUAAGGGAGCCAUCAGCCAGAAGUUGAACCUUGUUCAUCCAAAUAUUCACACUGGGGAGAUUCCCUAUGAAUGCUAGAUAUGUUGGAAGCUUUCUGGAGCUAAAUUGCAUUUUCAGACCAUGGACUUUACCAGAGUUUUGUCACUGCUGGUGUUUGUGGCAGAAGCCAUCUCAGCUCUACCCACUGGCAGGUCUCUAGAGUGUGUGGCAGCUGCUUCCUUGUGCUUAGGGAAGGCAGAGCUCUGUCCUUUCUAAGAGAGAAUGAAGUAGCCUGUGGCCAUUAGAGUGCCUCAUUCCCUUCCAUUGCGACUGGUUUAGCUGUGCUCAUGACCCAUCUCUGGCCGUGAAGACUUGAGCUGGAUUCUGCUGGCAGCUUGCUGAGGUUUCCCUUUUUCAAGAACAUUGUUGAUCUCAUAUGAUGCUCAUGGUGAAUUUACCCAGCCACUGUAUUACCCAUCCAAACAACUACCUAUUUUAGAUUGCUCUGGUUAGGUGAUAAUAAGGGUCUUAUUGAUAAAGCCACCUUUAAUCUUCUGUGUUCUGAUCACUGUGUGUAAUGGAUUGAGAACAGAAUUAAGGGCUACCAAAUGAACAGGGUUUCCAAAUUUAUUGCCUCAGAAGGAACAGCAGGAUGGCAGAGAACACCUCUCAGUCCAGAUUUGGCUUCGUUUGUAUUAUGCAAGACCUCCUAGGUAAAAUCGUAGAGCUUUUGGCCUAAUUUGGUCUGAAUUAGCUUGUUUUUUUGUGGACUAGAAAUUACCCUGAUGGGGGGCAUUUAUGACAAACUCCAGUGCAUCUGAGAGCAGCACAAAUUAGGUCCCUUUUUCCCAGAGAAUGCCUCAUGUUCCAUAGCACUAUUGGACAGACUCUGUUUACCUGGCACCUGCCAAAUAGCCAUAUACCUUGAAGUCUAACAUCUGGUUUACAGGUGUCUCUAACUGUAAGACUUACUGGGCCCAGUUGGGACCAUAAUUUGUACAGAAACACUGGGCAGGAGGUGAUAACAGGGAGUAAAUGAGACUACAGCAAACUAGAGGGAAUGUACCUGUUCUAAAACUGAAUCCUCAAAUGUUCCCUUGAAUCUGACUGUGCAGAAUUCAGGCUUUACAGAAAUUUUCAAGGCCUCCAGAUAUCUGUCCUAUGAGUAAGGUCACUGGCAGAGCAAAUAAACUAAAGGUUUUGUGGAUUACUGCAGGCUCACUGCACUAUUCAUCUCAAGGUCAUUUCUUAAUAGGCAGGAAAAUGGUGACUGAGAGGAGGUAGAUCCUGUACUCUAGGGAUAAAGCAUUUGUGACAGCCUUUUUUUGCUGCCAAAACAAGUAGAGAUAGUCAAUAUAAGGUUGCCAAAUCUUCCAGUUUUCUAAAAUGAAUGGAGAUCAGAUUUUUAUGUGCAACCAUUUCUUUUAAUGCUUUGUUGAGAUAAAAUUGUUAGCCAAUAAUUGACUACACAUUUGAUGCGUACACUUUGAUAAGUUUUUAAAUGUGUAUAUACUCAGGGAACCAACACUAUAGUCAUGAUGAACCUAUUCCUCACCCAAAGCUACCUUGUGCUCUUUAUUAUUCCUCUUUGCCUUCCCCAGGAAAAUAUUAGCCACAUCUCAAGGAAUCUGUUGAUUUACCUUUUUUCACUAUAGAUUUGUCUUUUCUACAAUUUUAUACAAUCAAAAUCAUAAAGUAUUCUACUUUUGGUCUGUUUUCUUUCAUAUAGCAUAAUUAUCUUGAGACUUUUACAUGCUGUAUGUAUAAAUAGUUCAUUUAUACAUGCAUGCUGAGUAGUGCUCUAUUGAAUGAAUCCACCAUAUUUGUUUGUUUUAUUUUUUAAAUUAAAAUUCUAAUAAAAUUUACCAUUUUAACUAUCUUUAAGUGCACAACUCAGCGGUAUUAAGUACAUUCAUAUUAUGUAACCAUCACCACCAUUCAUCUCUAGAACUCUGAAACUCCACACCCAUUAAAUAAUAACUCCAGAUUCCCCCCUCCAACUUCACUCUUUGCAUGUGGAUAUCAUCUUACAACUGAUUGAUCUUAGCAUCCUUAUUGAAAAUCAUUCCAUAUAGUGAGGGUUUAUUUCUAGGCUCUUUUCUAUCCCAUUGGUCUAAAUGUCUUUCUUUAUGUGAGUAUCUCACUGCUUUCAUUAAUGUAGCUUUGUAGUAAGUUCUGAAAUUGGGAAAUGUAAGUCCUAUGACAUUGAUCUCUUUCAAGAUUGUUUUUAGCUAUUUGUGGUCCCUCAAGGUUCCACAUGAAUUUUAGGAUAGUUUUUUUCUGUUUCUGCAAAAAAGUUAUGGGAUUUUGAUAGGGAUUGCAUGAAAUCUGUAGAUUUCUUUGGUAGUAUCGACAACAAUCAUCCAACUCAUGUACGUGGGAUGUAUUUCCAUUUAUGUCUUCAUUUCAGAAAUGUUUUGUAGUUUUGUAGUACAAGUGUUCACCACCUUGGUUAAGUUAAAGCUUAAGUAUUUUUUCUUAUUGAUGCUAUUGUAAAAGGAAUUGUUUUCAUAAUUUCCCACUCAGAUUCUUUCCUAUUAAUGUGUAAAACUGUGACUGAUUUUUCUA